Hyalella azteca is the source of this 2972-nucleotide messenger RNA. It is a transcript of the gene Tmx3, whose product is annotated as protein disulfide-isomerase TMX3. Gene Ontology annotation, cellular component: endoplasmic reticulum. Gene Ontology annotation, biological process: peptidyl-cysteine oxidation. The transcript is spliced from 13 exons. Lineage: Eukaryota; Metazoa; Arthropoda; Malacostraca; Amphipoda; Hyalellidae. The record is from RefSeq and is a predicted model, not a curated record. Bases 222 to 1595 code for a protein of 457 amino acids. Gene Ontology annotation, molecular function: protein disulfide isomerase activity.
AUUCACUCAAGGUUUCUUAAAUUUGCACUAGGCACUUGUGUUGUUAUUCAUAUUAGACUUCACAACAAAUGUAUUUAUACUCUAACAUUUUAUAUAGAUUUAUUUUAAUUAUUUGAAUUAUAAGAGCAAAGUGUUAUUAUAAAAUUAUUAUUGACUUCAAAAAUUGAAGUUCCAAAUUUUCAAGAGCCAUCAGCCUCCAACAGCUGAUCAGUUCACUCAUCAUGAAGUGGAUGAACAGUUGCUUCAAGCUUGUAUUUUUGUUGUGUUUUUGUGGUGUGUGCCAUGUGCUGUGUGCUGGCACGAGGGUUGUAGAGCUCAGCGAUAGGUUCCUUGAGCUCAGAGGUGACUCCACAUGGCUCAUAAUGUUCUAUGCUCCCUGGUGUGGACACUGCCGCAAGCUGGAGCCUACAUGGGGACACAUUGCCCAGGCACUCUAUGGCACUCAGAUCCGUGUUGGGCGUGUUGACGCCACACGCUUUACAGCCUUUGCUGCCGAGUUUGAAGUGCGUGGCUUCCCCACUAUCAUCUUUUUGCGGGGCAGCGAGCGUGCAGUGUACCAGGGUGACCGCACCACAGCUGACAUCGUGGGGUUUGCACGCCGAAUGUUGGGUCCACCGCUACCACACGUCACUGAGCUGCCUAACCUGCCCUUCAUGCCCACCGCCACCACGGGCCGGGAGAAGGAGGAGGGAGGCAUAUUUGUUUAUGCUGGCCCCAAGGAUGGCGAGCUUUGGUCAGUGUAUUCUUGGCUAGCAGACGAACACCGCUACUACCACUACUUCUACACCAUGGACGAGGAGCAUCUUGAUAAGCUAGUUGGGCGCCCACUGACCUACCCUGCAGUCGUGGUGCACAAGGACGGCUCGAACAGCCUCUACCCAGGUCCUGAAGGCGAGGGCGUGAACGCGUCGCUGAGUCGCUGGGUGCUCCACGAACGCUUCCCUCACUUCAUGAGGUUCACAGGCUCCAGCCUCGCGCAGGUCUUCAAGGGCAGCAAGAACAUCGCUAUGGUGGUGGUGGGGGAGAGCAAGACUGGACUUCUCACCACGGAUGAGACAGCCGAACAUUAUGUUGAUGGCUACAAGUUUCGUGACAUGCUCCAGACAAUCGCACGAGAAGACAGGAAUAAAUACCAUCAACACUUCCAGUUCGGGUGGACGGGCACACCUCACCUCGCCAAUAAUUUGGUCAUGACGCGCCUGCCGCUGCCGUCCCUAGUCGUGAUCAACACAACGACGCUCGUGUGCUACGUGCCUCCUGAGCCCUCGCACGACCUCAACCACGACCUCACACGGCUGUUCCUCGACGCCGUUCUUGAGGGCACAGCUGAGGGCCGAGGUGGCGACUCGUAUGCUCAUCGAGUGCAGCGAGCAGUGCUGGGGGCUGCAUGGAGCCUGCAGGAGAUGUGGCAAGGUAACCCGGUGCUGACGACACUUCUCUUCGGCCUCCCUAUGGGCUUCCUGUCCCUCAUCCUGUACUCGGUGUGCUGUGGAGACAUCAUGGACGCUCCCAUGGAUGAGGACGAUGAAGGCGAGGGCGUCGAGGAGUACGAGAGAAGGCUUGCUAGAGACAUGGAUCAUGAGAAGAAGGACUGAAGAGAGUGAGUGCUUGGAUGACAUUGUCAGUUCCCUCCGGCCAUCACUUCCUGUGUUACGCUUCUUUCUAUUGGCCAAUUUCUCGGAACCAAAAGAGGUUGUUGAUAAAUUUCAAUCUGCUACGGGCUGAACUGAAAUUUGAUCUUCUUGAAAUCGUACAGCUGCGUAGAUAUAUUUACUGAUCUCUCCUGGUCUCGAUGGUUAUUAGCGUUUAGCAAGAAUUAGUUCAUCAAUGGAAAUAUAUUCUGGAUAAUAUGAUAUGUCAAGCUUUGUGCAGUGAAGGCUGAGUAUUUUCAGACAUGACGGUCAUGCGCAUGUUGGAAGCAUUAUUAUUAUUUUACGACGUAAUUCCUUUGGGCUUGGUGGAAAAGCGUUCCGGCUUAUAGACUGUAAUUUAUGCUUAGCUUCAUUACAUAUGCUAGUCAGAUUUGAAAGUGUUACUUUUACUACACUGCUGUUAAGAUUAGGAGAUAUAAUUUUAUAUUAGUUAAUUUAGGCCUAAACUUCUUAUUUUACUUAACAAAAGAGUUCAUUUGUAUGUCCAUCAAUGCUAUGUUUGCAAUUUUUUUCUUGAUUCACUUUGCGGCUACAGGCUUUUACUGUUAAAUGUGGACAGAAUCAAAUAGAAAGUUUAUACUUUCUGCUAGAGUUCGUACAUUUGCAUAAAUUAACUGAUAGCACGACACAAAAAAAUUCUUCUUUACAUUUGAAUGUUGAGGAAAUGAGCUUAUUUGUAUAAUAGGUAGUUUUUUUUGCAUUCCGUGGCGCGAUGCGGCCUGUUAAUUAUUCAUAGAAUUUGUCAUUUAGUCUGCGUAGCUGAGGCUAUACCACGUAGAUUUGCUACAACAUUGAAUACAAGAUUAAUUUAUAUUUUCUUACUUUAUUUUAUUUAUAGUUGAUGUAGUUUGUAUAUCAAGGUACUGCUGUCUAAAGAGCGAAACUCUUCACGCGUUUUUAAAUAGUGUAAAAAUUUUCGGUAGUACAGAAAUGUAAUAUCCUAGGAAAUUUAGUAUUAACGCCUGUGAGUGUUUGUGUUACCUGUAAUAAUUUUUUGACAUAAUUUUUUGCAGCUGCAAGCGAUGUAGUGGGGGUUGCAUAGUAUUGGUAUUCACAUGACCGCAGACAUUAUUUAACGGUCGUCUUGGAAUGGCUAAGAAUUUUCUAGGCCUAUUGAGGCUUUUCUGUAGCAAUUGUGUAACAUCGUCCCGAGGAGCGUGGUGGAUUGAAGCUGCAAAAAAUUAUUUAUGGCUUUGACGCAACUUAAGAAGUAGCUACCGGGUUUUCCGUUAUUGUUUUGCGUCAGUUAUACUCUGAUUGUUUCCAAGUAUAAUGCAUUGCCAGAACUCAUGAUCUCAAUAAAGUUGUGAACAUUUGUUU